CGCCCCCUCCCAGGGCCGCUCGGCCCCGCCGCGCAGAGGGGGCGGGCCUCCGCGCCCGCGAUGGCGGGGCGGAGCGCGGCGGCCGCCGAGGCCCCCCGGGGCACGCGGUCGCGCAGCGCGGAGAGGCGCGGCCCCGACCGCGGCGAGGCGGCCGAGGAGCGGCGCCUCGCCUCGGAUGGCUACAGCUACACCGUGGGCGACUUCCAAAGCUUCGAUCCGGCGCCUGGCCACGUCCCCGGCGCCGGCGGGGCUCUCGCUGGGGCGCGUCGGCGCCGAGGCAGCGGCGGAGGUCUUGGGCGAGCUGGGCCCGCACUGGGGCAGCUGGGGCCAGCGCGGCCUCGUGGAGGUCGGGUGGUCCUACUACAAGGGCGAGUACCGCGAGGCGCUCGACGGGCAGUGGAAGACCGAAGUCCCCCGCGCACAGCCGCUGCAGGACUUCCCCAAGCUGCGGUCGCUCCUGGUCACGGCGAUGGAGGUCGAUGGACAGCGGCGACGGACCACCGCGGCCCGGACACCGUGGAUGGGGGACACGGCGGCCAUGAGCGAGGCAAAAGACCACCGCAGGUGCUCGGACAACCUCCUCACGGUGACACUUUCGAAGCGCGCCUGAACGUGAUCUGCCGCCACUACCUUCAGAAUGACAGCAUACCGAUGCACUUCGAUAAGAAGGAUUGGUUCGAGGAGGACGUGUACGGCUGCGUGCUCAUGAAUUCCUCCGACCGGGUGCUGGAGUUCCAGGCGGCAGAGGGCUCACAACCCAAGGAUGGGUGCUAUAUGCUCCCGGAGGCACCGGGCGCUUGCUUCUGCCAGCGGGGCGCGGCGCGGUUCGAUGCCGCGGAGCUGAGCGAGGCCGCGCCAGACGGUGGCGGCGCGGGCAUCGGCGCGUGA
Messenger RNA from Prorocentrum cordatum, 888 nucleotides. The record is from the annotation of a GenBank genome assembly. Lineage: Eukaryota; Dinophyceae; Prorocentrales; Prorocentraceae.